UUUAGCAUUAUACAUACUUGUGACACAUGUGCUUGUGAUUUGUGAUUUGAUGUGAUUCUGUUUCUGCAACAGUGAAUCUGUGAUUUAACCGCGUAAAAGUGCCGGCUGUAUUUUUGGUUUACCGGUUUUUGUGUUUAUUGUUUAUUUUUGAAUUUUGAUAGUGUCGUAUUAUUCAAAAUAGUAUGUCUAAGCGACAGUCUAAUACUCUAUAUAAUUAUUUCAAGUCACCUAAGGCUACAAAAAGUGGUACACAUAACACUGGAAAUGGGGUUGGAACUCCAGAACAGAGUAUCUCAAGAAGAGAGCUUUCCCAAGAAAUGCCUAAUGAUAAUCCUCAAUCUGUUGCCUCAUGUAUUACUGAAGAAAAGGAUAGAACCACUAUGCUUUCAGGCUCUGAAGGACAGACUCUGGAAACUAUGGCUGCAUCUAGCGAAGACAACCAAAAAAGUAAACCUUUGAAGCGCAGUAGAGCCUCUGUAAUAGCAGACUCUUCGGAUUCUGACGAAGACGUUCCUGUUAAGAAACCUCGAAAGAAGAAAAAACUAACUAAUAAUCCUCUAUCGUCUAGUUCUGAAAGUGAAGACCAGAAACCAAUGAAAGUUGGUUCAUUGACAAGUUCUGAAAGUACACUAAAGGAGUUUAGUUUUCAGAGAAACACAUCUGACAGUGUAGAAAAACCAGAACAAAAUCCAGUAAGAAGACUAAGAGAAGUGGCCACUGAAGUUGUGGACAUUAACUCAAAUUGGGUUCAUAACAAUUUAGAGUUUUUGAAACCUGAUAGAAUUAAAGAUGCUAAUAAGAAUAAACCUAAUGAUCCUGGUUAUGAUCCUAAAACUCUGUAUGUACCAGAAAGUUACCUCAAAGAUUUGACUCCUGCCAUGAGACAAUGGUGGGAGCUGAAGAGCCAACACAUGGAUGCAGUGCUAUUUUUCAAGGUUGGAAAAUUUUAUGAACUUUAUCACAUGGAUGCCGUUGUUGGCGUUAGGCAGCUAGGAUUUUCUUACAUGAAGGGUGAAUUUGCUCAUUCUGGUUUUCCUGAAAGUGCAUAUCAGAAAAUGACAAGAGCACUCAUAGAAAAAGGAUAUAAAGUUGCAAGGGUGGAACAGACAGAGACUCCUGAAAUGAUGUCGGCCAGAUGUAAAACUUUGAAAAAAACUACUAAAUUCGAUAAAGUAGUUAAGAGAGAAAUUUGCCAAAUAUCUGCAAAAGCAACUUGUGUGUAUACUGCUCAGAUGUCGGAGCCCCUCAAUUCACUGCCAAAUUAUAUGUAUGCCAUAUGUAUGAAGGAAUCUUCGGGAUCCUGUACAUUGGGUGUAUGCUUUGUAGAAACUUCUAUCGGAGAAUUCACUUUAUCUCAAUUUGAAGAUGAUUUUCAUUUUUCCAGACUACUAUCUCUAUUUGCUGAGUAUCCACCCGCUCUGAUACUGACAGAACGUGGAGGUGUGACAACACCAUUGAAGGAUGUCCUAACCUGCCAUUUUAGAGAUAUUCCAAAAGAAAAUUUGUGUUCAAACACCCAGUUUUACACUGCCUGUAGUACUCUAGAGAAAUUGUCUGUGGCAUGUUAUUUUCGUAAUGAAGAAGGCAACUUUCAUUGGCCAGAGUUCUUCAAAAGAAUUGCUGAUGAUUGUUUGCCAAAACCUACUGCUGAACAUUCCAUAAGAUGUCUUGGAGCAUGCAUGUGGUAUUUGAAAAAUUCAAAAAUUGAUAUUCAUGUGUUCUCCUUUGCAAAAUUUCACUGGUAUGAACCAGUAGAUAUGACUGAUGAAAAAAGAGUUGAUGGAGAGUUCAUGAUCUUGGAUUCUAAUACAAUAAAUAAUUUAAACCUUCUUGGAGCCAACAAGGGAUCACUGAAGUAUGCAUUAGAUCGUUGUGAAACUCCUUUUGGAAAAAGGCUACUGCAGAGGUGGAUAUGUCGACCUUUGUGCAAUGCAGAUCAAAUAAAGGAAAGACAAAAAGCUGUUGUGACACUGGUUCACAAUCAAAUUAUUUUUAAUAACGCAAGAGCCGUGUUAAAGAAAAUGCCAGAUUUGGAAAGGCAGCUGACUAAGAUUCACGCUUAUGGCAAUAAAUUUUUGUCUACUAAUCAUCCCGAUGGCCGAGCCAUUUUUGUUUCUUUCAUGGUUUUAUUUUAUUUUUCAGGAUGUGAUGAUAAACUUCUGAAAAAAAUAACGCAGUUUGCUCCAGUAGGAGCCUAUGUAGACCUCAGUACCACUCUUGCAUUUUUUAAAACUGCUUUUGAUCAGAAAGAAGCAGAGGAACAGGGUAAAAUAAUCCCCAAACAAGGGGUAGUUGCAGAGUAUGAUGCAGUUGAAAAUAAACUCAAAAAACUCUCGAAAGAGUUGUCAGAUUACUUAGAUGAACAGUGUAAAUUUUUCGGUUGCAGAGUUCAGUAUUUUGGUACUGACAAAAAACGAUUCCAACUGGAAGUUCCAGAAGAGAAGUGCCACCUAGUUACCAAAGAGUACCAGCUUGAAGGUGUCAAAACAAGUAAGAAACCUGCCAAAAGAUAUUCCACCGCCAGAACAAAAGAGUUGUUGGCAGCUAUGAUGAGAACCGAAGCAGAAAGAAAUGAACUGAUCCUAGAUCUGAAUAGACGAAUCUUUGAACAAUUCAGUGAAAAGCAUCAACAGUUUGAUCAAGCCAUUCAGUGUCUAACAAUUUUGGAUGUUCUUUGUUCUUUAGCAGAUUAUGCCAGAACUUAUUCUAUGGAACUGUGCAUACCAGAUGUCCAGCCUUUCAAUAAGGAGACAAGUUUGGUUAUCGAAAAUGGCCGCUAUCCAUGUGGCGAGGGAUCUGAAAAUUUUGUGCCAAAUGAUAUAAAAAUGGGAGUAGAAGACAAAGCUAGAAUGCUGGUCAUUACUGGUCCCAAUAUGGGUGGCAAAUCGACAUUAAUGAGACAAAUGGCCCUGACUUCCAUCAUGGCUCAAAUUGGAAGCUUUGUUCCAGCAUCUGACUGCAAACUUACUCUGAUAAACAGAGUAUUUACUAGAAUAGGAGCUCAGGACGACCUAAUCCGUGGUAAAUCCACUUUUUAUAAUGAGCUCACUGAAGCCUGUUCUAUUCUCAGACAUGCUACAGAACAUUCUCUUAUACUCAUUGAUGAGCUUGGAAGAGGCACUUCAACUCAUGAUGGUAAUGCUGUAGCUACGGCUUAUCUCAACAAAUUAACAAGGAUCAGAUGUCGAGGAACAUUCUCAACUCAUUAUCAUUCCCUUGUCGAUGAGUUUAUUCAAAAUAAGAAUGUCCAACUUGGUCAUAUGGCUUGUAUGGUGGAAAAUGAUGACGAUCCAACCCAAGAGUCAGUAACUUUUCUUUAUAAAUUAGCAAGUGGGAGAUGUCCGAAAUCUUAUGGGUUUAAUGCUGCAAGAUUGGCUGGCCUAGAUAGCAGAAUUGUAGCCAGAGGCAAAAAGAUUGCUGCUGAAAUGGAGAAACAGGAAAAGUUGAGAGAUACUUUCAUAAAUUUAUGCAAGUUGAGAGAAUCAGAAAUUAUGGAAAUUGAACCUCCUACUUCUUGUGCAUAAAGAAAAAUAAUUGUGUUCAUCGUAUGGCUGUAAUAAUUAUUAAUAUUUAUUUGAUUUUACAUUAUAGAAUAAGAUUUGAGUAUUCCUGAUGAUGAAUAGAAUACUAAGUUCAUCUUACAGAAAAUCUGUUAUCUCUUUAUGUCCUUUUAGAACUCAUGUUAGUCUCAAACUAAAAUUGUUGAUUAUAAACACUAUCUGUGAUUUUUUUUAAAUAGUUAUAAGUGAAUAGUUAUAAAUCUCAUAAAUUUUAUUGCUUUUCAAAAUAUUAUAUUUUGAGUUGCUUCCCACAAUAUUUGGAGUUGAGUUUAAUUUUGUAUAGACAGUUCAUUAAAGUUCAGUAUUUGUAGCAGUAUUUUA
Molecule: messenger RNA, 3881 nt
Organism: Leptinotarsa decemlineata (Colorado potato beetle)
Lineage: Eukaryota; Metazoa; Arthropoda; Insecta; Coleoptera; Chrysomelidae
Gene: Msh6
Product: DNA mismatch repair protein Msh6
Source: RefSeq, a predicted model, not a curated record